Molecule: messenger RNA, 5657 nt
Organism: Sardina pilchardus (European sardine)
Lineage: Eukaryota; Metazoa; Chordata; Actinopteri; Clupeiformes; Clupeidae
Gene: zmynd8
Product: zinc finger, MYND-type containing 8
Exons: 20
Coding region: 401-4180 (1259 amino acids)
Biological process (GO): regulation of DNA-templated transcription
Cellular component (GO): cytoplasm; nucleus
Molecular function (GO): transcription corepressor activity; protein binding
Source: RefSeq, a predicted model, not a curated record
UGUAGUGGUGGAGGAAAGAGGAGAGAGAAGGCAAGAAGCCCUCCCUGCAUUGCAGCAGAGGAUCUGAGCCGAGAGAGGGGAAAAGAGGGAGCUAGUGUGGCACACUGCGUCUGCCGCCCAAUCACACGCCUCCGUGUGGUGCUCAAACCAAUCGGUAGCCCACAGCUGAGGUUAAAGAUUGACAAUCGCACUGAGAGCAGCAGCAGGGAGAGCAGGGCCCUUCUGGAAAUUUCUGCACCCAUCUUUGUCUCAUCCCCUACCAGCCUCAUAAUUUGAAAAGAAAAGAAAAAAAUAACAGUAUUUUUAAAAAGCCCCUGGCUGAAGAACCUGUAUUUUGUAUCCUUAAAGAAAAAGUUUGGCAGAGGAGGAGGUGAAAGUGGAGUCGGAUGCUGUUGAGGGGAUGGAGAUUUCAACACGAUCUAAAGUUGCAGGUGUUGAGUCUGGGUCAGUGGAUCGGACUGCCCAGAAGCGCAAGGUGCCCAGCCCUCCUCACUCAUCCAAUGGACACUCUCCAUCAGAGACCUCCCCUAGCCCCAUGAAGAAGAAGAAAAAGCCUGGGGCAGUGAACAGCAGCAAAGACCAGUCUGAGCUAAGACAUGGUCCCUUUUACUAUGUGAAGCAGCCAGCACUCACCACAGACCCUGUUGAUGUUGUACCGCAGGACGGCCGCAACGACUUCUACUGCUGGGUGUGCCACCGCGAGGGCCAGGUGCUCUGCUGCGAGCUGUGCCCGCGCGUGUACCACGCUAAGUGCCUGAAACUGGCAGCAGAGCCCGAGGGCGACUGGUUCUGCCCCGAGUGUGAGAAAAUCACUGUAGCAGAAUGCAUAGAGACUCAGAGUAAGGCCAUGACCAUGCUAACGUUAGAGCAGCUGUCUUACCUGCUUAAGUUCGCUCUGCAGAAGAUGAAGCAGCCGGGCACCGAGCCCUUUCAGAAGCCAGUGUCCCUGGAACAGCAUCCAGACUACGCUGAGUACAUCUUCCACGCCAUGGACCUGUGCACACUGGAGAAGAACAUCAAAAAGAAAAUGUACGGAUGCACUGAGGCCUUCUUAGCGGAUGUCAAGUGGAUUUUGCACAACUGUAUUAUUUACAACGGAGGCAAUCACAAACUCACGGCUACUGCUAAAGUCAUUGUACGAAUUUGUGAACAUGAGAUGAACGAGAUUGAAGUGUGUCCGGAGUGCUACCUGUCAGCAUGCCAGAAGAGAGACAACUGGUUUUGUGAGCCUUGUAGUAACCCCCAUCCUCUGGUUUGGGCCAAACUGAAGGGAUUCCCUUUCUGGCCAGCAAAAGCUCUGCGAGACAAAGAUGGACAGGUAGACGCUCGCUUCUUCGGUCAACAUGACAGGGCAUGGGUACCUAUCAACAACUGCUACCUCAUGUCCAAAGAGAUUCCCUUCUCCGUAAAGAAGACCAAGAGCAUCUUCAACAGCGCCAUGCAAGAGAUGGAGGUCUACGUGGAGAAUAUCCGCAAGAAGUUCGGCGUCUUCAACUACGCCCCUUUCCGCACGCCGUACACGCCCGACAACCAGUUCCAGAUGCUGCUGGACCCGUCCAACCCGGCGGCGGGCUCGGUCAAGCCGGAGAAGCAGGAGAAGAUCAAGUUCAACUUUGACAUGACCGCCUCGCCCAAGAUGAUCCUGGGCAAGAGCAUGCUGUCCAGCAGCGGCAGCGCAGCGGGAGGGGGAAUGAGCGCGCCCGUCGGGAGGCGGAUCUCGGUGACGGACAUGCCUCGCUCGCCAAUGAGCACGAACUCGUCGGCCCACACAGGCUCUGACGGGGAGCAGGAGGGGACGGAGAAAGGGGGCCCGGCCAGAGCCCCCCCUGGACACUACAGCACCGGAGAGGAGUCUCAAGACUGCACAGCCUCACCUGCAACACCAGCCAAGCCAGGUGCUACAGGCACACACAUGGACAGCCCAAAACCAUUCCACUCCCAAACAUCCUCCGCAACGGUCAAGCAGGAGAAGGCCCCUCCUACAGGCAGCAUCUUGAACCUCAACCUCGACCGCAGUAAGGCGGAGAUGGACCUGAAGGAGCUGAGCGAGAGCGUGCAGCAGCAGCAGCAGCUGCAGCAGGGGGCGCCACCCUUACUCACCUCCCCCAAGAGGCAGAUCCGGAGCCGCUUCCAGCUCAACCUCGACAAGACCAUCGAGAACUGCAAGGCCCAGCUGGGCAUCAAUGAGAUCUCUGAGGAUGUGUACAAGGGCGUGGAGGACUCGGAGGAAUCGGACAAGUCGGACUCGAGCGACAGCGAGUACGCCAGCGACGACGAGCAGAAGCCCGGCAAGGAAGGCCAGGAGUCCGGCGGCACGUCCGGCGCCAACAAGCCCGAGAAGGACGUGUCCAAGAAGAAGACGAAGGCGUCGACGACAUCCACAUCCUCGCCUCCCGUCGAGGAGCAGCAGAAGAGCAGUCCGGAAGGGGGGGCUGCGUCGGCAGGGUCGGGGUCGGGGUCCGGGUCGACCACAGCACCCAAAUCAGAGCCUGCGGCCAAGGCGGGUCCCGAAGACUCCGCGCCCAAAGACAAGCAGGGGCCCGACGUCGAGAAGGACGCCCCCGAGAGACCCAAAGCGGCGCCGCCGGAGGCCCCGCUGGCCCGAGACAAGCCCAAAGGCGCGGAGGAAGGACGGCCGCCUCCGACGCUGGACGCGGACAUGGACUCCGACUCGGAGCGGGAGCUGGUCAUCGACCUGGGGGACGAGCAGGGAGGAAGAGAGAGGAAGAGGAGCAGGAGAGACACGGCCGCUGCCUCCGCGCUUAAAGAGGCCACCGCCGCCGCCAAGUCAGAUGGCAAAGCCCCCAUCACCACUAGUGCGGUAACGCCGUCUCAACAGAACGCCCCGGCCUGCUCCUCGCCGGGUCCCAAAGACCUCGCCCAGCCCUCUGCGCCCGCCCCUCCCAGCAUCCUGUCCUUCCCUGCAGCACCCCUCUCCUCCUCCACCCCUCUCCCAGGUUCCGCCUCCGCCUCCACCUCCACCUCCUCCUCCUCCUCCUCCUCCUCCGCCGCCACGGCCGCCGCCUCUGCGUCCUCCCAGGCGGCGCCGGUGGCGGCGGUGAAGAAGCAGCGGCCGCUGCUGCCGCGGGAGACGGUGCCCGUGGUGCAGCGCGCGGUGGUGUGGAACCCCACGGCCAAGUUCCAGACGUCCUCGCAGAAGUGGCACAUGCAGAAGGUGCAGCGGCAGCAGCAGAGCGGGCAGCCGCCAGCGCAGGGCGGGCAGCCGGCGGUGCCAGCAGCGCAGACUCCAGCGCAGGUGCAGGCACAGGCGCAGACACAGCCCCAGCGCAGCCAGCAGCAGCAGCAGCAGCAGCAGCAGGUCUUACCCACAUCUGGGGCUCAGCAAGCAUCAUCCAGCACGCGCUAUCAGACACGACAGGCUGUUAAAGCAGUCCAGCAGAAGGAGUCCCCCCACAGCGUCUCCACAUCCUCUGUUACCUUGGUGACCACCUCCCCAGUAUCUGUGGCCAUCGCCACGGCGACACCUGGCGGCUCCAUGAGCAGCUCCUCCUCAUCCUCGUCUCCUGCCGUCGUGGCAACCGACCUGCACAUCCCCACAGCCUCGGCCGACCAGGCGGCCGAUAUCGCCAAAUACACAACCAAGAUAAUGGAUGCAAUCAAGGGGACCAUGACUGAGAUCUACAAUGACUUGUCCAAGAGCACCUCAGGCAACACAAUAGCAGAGAUCCGGCGGCUGAGGAUUGAGAUUGAGAAACUGCAGUGGCUGCAUCAGCAAGAGCUCUCGGAGAUGAAGCACAACCUGGAGCUGACCAUGGCGGAGAUGCGCCAGAGCCUGGAGCAGGAGCGCGAGCGGCUGGUGGCGGAGGUGAAGAAGCAGACGGAGGUGGAGAAGCAGCAGGCCGUGGACGAGACCAAGAAGAAGCAGUGGUGCGCCAACUGCCGCAAGGAGGCCAUCUUCUACUGCUGCUGGAACACCAGCUACUGCGACUACCCCUGCCAGCAGGCCCACUGGCCGGAGCACAUGAAGUCCUGCACACAGUCAGCCACCGCCUCCCAGCAGGAGCCCGAGACAGAGCAGUGCACGGACACCCCUGCGAAGGUGUGCGGUCAGCCUGGCAGUACACACAACUCUCCCAAAGAGGGGGCGUCGAUGGCGGCCACGCAGCCGGACUUGGACCUGGAGAAGGGCAAAGACAGUGUGACCGUCAGCUUGGCAUAGCACCUCCUACCCCUGAGGAACAGCACUUAAUCUCUGUACUGUAAAGAAAAGAAGAAGAAGAAGAAGAAGAAUAAACUACAGUCUAUUUGUUCACUACAGAAAAAUAUGUUUUUGUAUGUUCGGUUUUGUUUGUUUGUUUGUUUGUUUGUUUUUGAACCAGAUGUUUCUGUUUUCAACCUGUUCUCUUGGAACCCCCAAGGCUGCUUUUUUCUUUGACUUCAGUUCCGCUGAAAAGAAUCCUCCCAUCCUCUGAAGAUCUAAAAGUUGAACAUUGCUCGAGCGCAUUUUUAAUCUGGAUGGAAAUAUCUUCACUGUGAAUAUUGCCACGAAGAGAACAUCUCUGUUCUUUGUUUCCCUCCUCCUGUACAAUCUGUGUUUAUCAGCCUUUCUGUGGUGGCAAGAGUAGGAUUGCAUACCUGGGCAUGAACGAGAGUGCAUUAUUUUUAUACUGUAGCCAGCGUACUCUAAACAAAAAAAUACUGUUCAACUUGUCUUCUCUUUCUUCCCUUUCCUCUGCAUCACGCUUAUUUAAGUUAAAUUAUUAUCUGCGUUUACACAACAAGAAUGUUUGCCAAAUGAGACAAUGCAACAGGCACGCCUGCAGCAUACUGGUUAGGUGGUGUCUUGGAGUAAAAAAAAAUGAUAGCAAUCAGAAACAGAUUUUCAGUUCCUCUGAAAAUAAGGUCUUGUAUCAUUCCUUUGGCUUAUCUGCCAUUUGUUUCUAUUUGACCCGCUUCUCUGCUUUCAUCAUAGGUUGUCAUCUUCAUGGUUGCGAGAUUUGGAAUCAGUCAACCUUGAAUACAUUGUUUUUGUUAAUGUUGUCAUAUUUACCAUUGGGGUCAGCAAACAAAACAACUUGAGAGAAAUUCCACAGAAGUUUUAACUAUAAGAAUGAAAAUUCAUACGCUUAUGUUAUGCAGUACCCCAGCUAGACCUCCUUUAGGACCUUUGCCAUUUCUGCUCACUAUAUUACCUUACGUUUGCACACUGAAUAGGCGGGGACCCAUAGUCAAGAAUGUCACAUACGGACCACUGUAGGCCCAUAAUUUGUGUCUACUACUUUGAAGAGACCCGAUUCCAUGAAUGCUAAUGACAUAAUGACAUAAACGUUUGAUUUAAUGUGCAAUGUGAUUCAGAACACGAUGUGACAGACUCACAGAGCCGACUGUGGGGGGUUUGGAUUGGGCCUUAGUCAUGAUGAUUGUGUGAUGCUGCCUGCUCCUUCACAGCUUUCCCUGUCAUCCUGCUUGAAUGCUUCGCCACCAGAGACCAACGCCGGGCAGGCACCAGUCAUGUAUAACCCAGGAGACUUCCACUACCUGGUUCAGUGGCCUGUGAAUACUUCCUUUAGUUUUAAUGCUGUUGUUCAUCCACAAGCCACUGGGUUCUGUUGUUGACUGUACAUGUAUAUUUUCCUGUGAGGCGUCCUCACAACUGUUUACAUAUUGUAAAUAAAAACAGUUUUGGUGGUCUGAAA